CUCACAAUCACUCAACCACUGCCUCCAGCUCCAGCAGCAGCUAGCUCAGCUCGAUCGUCCUCCCGACCCGAUCCAUCCACCCCACUCCCCGUGCUCCACCAUCUCGGCAUCUCGCUCGCUCACUUAGCUCGAGCUGCGGCAAACAGCCGGCCGGCAGUCCGGCACACGGGAGAUGAUGACCGGGAGGCUGAACGUGGCCACGUCGUCCUCGCCAGGAGGAGACGACUUCCUGUUCAUGCCCAUGCAGCAGCAUCAGCCGCCGCCGCCUCCUCCUCCGCCCUACGUCGGGUUCGAGCACGGCCACGGCGUGGCGGGAGGCGGCAGCCAGCGCGUUGCCGGAGGGGUGCAGCACCACCUCUACGACGGCCUCGACUUCGCCGCCUCGGCGCUGCAGUUCCAGCAGGCGGAGGCGCCGCACCUGCACCAGCAGCAGCUGCUCACGCUGCCGUCCAGUCUCGGCCCCAUGGCGCCGCCUCCGCCGCCGCCGCCGCUGCCCAUGCCUAUGCCCGUGCCCGGGAUGCCCGGCGACCACGUGUACCCGGCGCUCGGGAUGGUGAAGCGCGAGGGCGGCGGCGCGGACGGGAGGAUCGGGCUCAACCUCGGCCGCCGCACCUACUUCUCCCCAGGGGACAUGAUGGCCGUGGACCGCCUCCUGAUGCGGUCCCGCCUCGGCGGCGGCGGCGGCGCCUUCGGGCUCGGCUUCGGCUUCGGCUUCGGCGGCGCGCACCACCUGCAGGCUCCCCCGCGCUGCCAGGCCGAGGGCUGCAAGGCCGACCUCUCCGGCGCCAAGCACUACCACCGCCGCCACAAGGUCUGCGAGUACCACGCCAAGGCCUCCGUCGUCGCCACCGGCGGCAAGCAGCAGCGCUUCUGCCAGCAAUGCAGCAGGUUUCACGUGCUGUCGGAGUUCGACGAGGUCAAGAGGAGCUGCCGGAAACGGCUGGCCGAGCACAACCGCCGCCGCCGGAAGCCGCCCACCACCGCCUCAUCCAAGGACGCCGCGUCGCCGCCGGCUAACAAGAAGCCCAACUGCGGCUCCAUCACAAGCUCUUACUCCACUGACAACAAGAACCUGAACACGGCCAAGUCGACCAUGUCAUCGAACACGGGCAGCGUGAUCAGCUGCCUGGACCAGGCCGCGGGCAACAAGCAGCUGCAGGCGAGGCCGACGCUGACCCUCGGCGCGUCGCCGGACAGGGACCAGCACCACCACCAGCUGAGAGCCAUGCUCCAGGCCCAAGCAGCGGCCGGCGGCGGCCACCACCACCACCAGGAGCAGCACUUCAUAACCUCUCUGCAGGUUCACAACAACGACGGCUGCGGCGGCGGCAACAGCAGCAGCAGCAACAACAACAUCAUCCUGUCGUGCUCCUCGGUGUGCUCCAGCGCGCUGCCGUCGGCCAACGGCGAGGUCUCGGACCAGAACAACGGCAACGCUGGUGGUAUGCAUAACCUGUUCGAGGUGGACUUCAUGUAGACCGUCCAGAUCGGUGCAAAGCAAAAGGCAAGCACGGGAGUACGUCCUUCUGGCAAGGUGUCCUUGGUGUGUAUCAGUGUAGGUAAAAAGGAAUAGGAGAGAGAGAGAGAGAGAGCAAAACAGCUAGGCAUGGAGUGGGAGGAGAAACAAGGCGAGAAAAGACACAGAUAGAGAGAGAGAAGGGCGCAAGGAUUCUAUCCAUCCAUCUAUCUAUCCAUCAGUCCAUCACACUCCAUGCAUCAGUAGCUAGCUAGGUAGCAGCAAGCUGCAGAGCCUGCAGCAGGCUGCUGCUGGUCUACAACCUCUUGUUGCAAGGUUCAAUGGCCAUAGCAAAGCCAUGCGUCCGUCCCGUUGCAUUGGCUCUCUCUCUCUGUCUCUAUACCUGUACGUACUAUGCUGCAGCUGCUGCCAUUGCAAGCCUUUCUACCUUUCCAUUUCAAGCGGGG
Messenger RNA from Zea mays, 1923 nucleotides. Its product is annotated as SBP-domain protein 3. The transcript has 3 exons. Lineage: Eukaryota; Viridiplantae; Streptophyta; Magnoliopsida; Poales; Poaceae. The record is from RefSeq and is marked validated. Gene Ontology annotation, molecular function: DNA binding. The coding region runs from base 173 to 1477 and encodes 434 amino acids. Gene Ontology annotation, cellular component: nucleus.